Messenger RNA from Erpetoichthys calabaricus (reedfish), 1693 nucleotides. RefSeq names its product keratin, type I cytoskeletal 13-like. The record is from RefSeq and is a predicted model, not a curated record. Gene Ontology annotation, molecular function: structural molecule activity. The transcript is spliced from 8 exons. Lineage: Eukaryota; Metazoa; Chordata; Cladistia; Polypteriformes; Polypteridae. Bases 248 to 1633 code for a protein of 461 amino acids.
CCCCUGGGCAGGACGAGGUGCAGAGCAAGUCUGAGCAGAAUUGUCCCCCCUGGGCGGCAGGACCCCCGAGCACAUUCUUGGGCAGAUUGGUAUUGCAUUGUUUCCACGGAGGCGCCGGCCAAUGAGAGCGCACCGCCCUGCUGGCCACGCCCCCACGGCCAGGGUAUAAGUAUGGCACCGGCCACCAAGCCCUCUGUAUCCUCCAAGGGUCCUGCUUCAGUGAAUCCUGCACAUCCAGCCUGCCAACAUGAUGUCCGGUGCCUCUUUCAACUACGGCUCAAGUGCCCGCUCCACGAUGCCCCUGGUGUAUGGUGCCUCCUCUUCUCUCUCUCUCCGCAGCGGUGCAGGUGCCCUGGGUGGCCAGAGAUCCCACAGCUUAUAUGGGGGUACCAGCGGCAGGGGUGCCCGCAUCUCCUCUGCCUCUGUGUCUGGCGUGAGGUCCUCUGCUGGGGGCUUCAGUUCAGCUUCUGGGGCCUUUGGCUCGAGUGCCGGCAGCCUCAGCUUUGGGGCUUUGAACCUGGAGAGUGGCAGCGCGGCCAUCAACGCCAGCGGCAAGGAGACCAUGCAGAACCUGAACGACCGACUGGCCUCCUACCUGGAGAAGGUGCGCUCCCUGGAGGAGGCCAACGCCAAGCUGGAGAAGCAGAUCCGGGAGUGGGGGGAGAGCCACACUGUGGUGACCCGGGACGUGACCAGCUUUGACUCAAGCAUCGAGGACCUGCGUGCUCAGAUUCUGGCUGCUUCUGCUGUCAACUCAGGUCUCCUCCUGCAGAUCGACAAUGCCAAGCUGGCCGCCGAUGACUUCAGAGUCAAGUACGAGAACGAGUUGGCCAUGCGGCAGUCUGUGGAGUUCGACAUCGCCGGCCUGAAGAAGCUCCUCAGUGACCUGACACUCGGCCGCUCGGACCUGGAGAUGCAGAUUGAGAGUGUCAAGGACGAGCUGCUCUUCCUGAAGAAGAACCACGAGGAGGAGAUGACCUCCUACCGCUCUCAGCUGAGUGGCCAGGUGCAGGUGGAGGUGGAUGCAGCACCCAGCGUGGACCUCAACAAGGUCAUCGAGGAGAUCCGAGAGCAGUAUGAGGCCCUCGCUGCCAAGAACCGCCGUGACGCCGAGGUCUGGUUCCAGAGCAAGGCCGAGGCCAUCCAGAAGCAGGUGACAGAGAGCAACGAGACGCUGGAGACGAGCAAGAUGGAGAUCAAGGAGCACAAGCACACCAUGCAGAGCCUGGAGAUCGAGCUGCAGUCGCUGCUCAGCACCAAGCAGUCCCUGGAGGCCAGUCUGGAGGAGACCAAGGCCCGCUACGCUGCUCAGCUGGCACACCUGCAGGGCGUGGUGGACAGUCUCGAGGCCCAGCUGGCACAGAUGAGAGCAGACAUGGAGCGCAAUGCAGAGGACUACCGCAUCUUGCUGGACAUCAAGACCCGCCUGGAGCUCGAGAUUGCAGAGUACCGGCGCCUGCUGGAUGGCGAGGAUGGGCGAAGCAGCGCAGAGUUGUCCUUCAGUGCGGGCACAGGUGAGGCAUCAAGCACAACAACCAAGAAGGUGGUGACCGUGGUCCAGGAGAUGGUGGAUGGCAAGGUGGUGAGCUCCUCGUCCUCCAGCUCAUCUCACGUGGUGCAGGGCAAGCGUUAAGUGAUCAGUGCCAGGCUGCGUGCCCCUCAACUUCAAUAAAGCCAAGAGCAAAUUAAUGAA